AUGGCAAACUACUACGACCUUCAAACCCCGCAACUUGAUGCUGUCAGUCCGGGAAACCGGCCUCGGGCUCAACAACCGACACCGUCCACUGCUGUCCACGUCGUCCGCUUCUUCAUUGUGCUUGGUAUCGCCGUGUUUAUCUUUGGUAACAUUGCAACCUGGGCGCCAAUGUACGAGCUCAAUCUGCUCAACACUAUGAUGGGGUGGUGGAAUGGCUAUCCGGGCAUGUCAUCCCCAAGCGGCCACCACGGCCACAUGGGCUUCAUCGUGGACACGGGUAUCGGUCGAAACAUCACGGAGAGUGGCCACACGGAGAUGAUCCGCCCCACCUUUCUCUUUAUCUUCUGCAUCUUUCCCUUCAUUGUCAGUGUGCUACUUAUCGAAUACUUGCGCCACAUCAAUACGGCUCGACGCUUGACAUCGACAUUGAUUUGGCGCUUUGCGAUGCUCAUGCGUCGUAAGCCCAAGUUUCCGGUAUUGGGUGUCUCUAAGUUCUCGGUAGGCGAGUGGCUCUUCGGUGUUGUCUACGUUCUCGGCGGCAACGGUCUUUGCUGGUAUUUCCAGUGGGACCGCCGCAUUGACUCUGCUACCGCAGCUGGUACACUCAACACGUCUAAGUACUGGAAUAUUGUUGGUAUCAGCUCGGCGUACCUGGCUAUUUACAACAUGGCGUUCCUACUGCUACCCGUCACGAGAAACUCGGGUUGGAUGGAAUUCCUUAACCUCUCGUACGCCAAUGGUGUCAAGUUUCACCGCUGGAUCGGAUUUAUGACAGUCAUCACCACCGUGGUGCAUAUGGCGGGCUACUGGGGCUACUGGGUCCGACUAGGCACGUGGCAGGUCAACCAGUUUCCUUGCACGAACUGCGACUUUGAGUUGGAUAACUCGGGAGGCGGUUACUAUGCGUGGUUUAACUUUUUCGGCUUCAUUUCCACGCUCGCGAUGAUACUUAUAAUCCCGACUUCGUUUCCUAUCAUCCGCCGCAAUGCUUAUGAGUGGUUCUAUAUCUCUCACUGGGUACUGUUUGCCAUCGCUGUGUUCUUUGCAAUCCUGCACUGGUCUCAGAUCAUCUGGUGGAUUCUGCCCUCGGGAUGCGUGUGGCUCGUUAGUCGGGCUACUUUCAGUUGGAACGCCAUGAACCCUGUUUUGGUGAAGGAGUUUUCAGUCAUCGGUGAUGGUGAUGACGAGUUGGUCAAGGUUGUUGUAAAACGUGCUGCCCCGGGAACGUCUCCAUCUGCAUCAUCUUACGACUACAAGGUCGGUAACUUUCUCUACUUGAACGUGCCUCGUGUCUCGAAACUCGAGUGGCAUGCGCUCACUAUUGCAUCGUCUCCGAAGUCAAGCCCCACCGACGUCAUUCUGUUUGUCAAGCCUAUUGGAGACUGGUCGAAGAGCCUAGUGCAGUACGCUAAGGAGUGUCACCAUAACAACAUCACGCCGCUGAUAUAUAUGGAUGGCUUCUAUGGUGCUUCGCUGGAAGUGUACGAAGACUACCCUACCGUAUGCUUGGUUAGUGGUGGAAUCGGCGUGACUCCUGUGUUAGCCAUUUUGGAUGACCUUGCUGCUAAACUGUCCAGCAAUGGUGUUUCGUGGACUCAGCGCUUUACUUUCAUCUUCACGUUUCGUGAGCUCAGUAUUUUUCAAGCUGUCGCGCCCUUGCUUGCCAAGCUUCGUCAGCAUGACCCGCACGAGCAGUUUUUCCGAGUUCAUCUAUUUGCGACAGGCAUUUACUCGGAAAGUGACCUUGGUCGAAAGUUGGAGAUCUCGCCUGCUAAAGAACUUCCGAACGAGGCAGCGAUUAAGUCUACUACGGGCCGUGAUGCUCGCCCUUUCUACGAGCCUCUGCGUUCAAGCAACAUGAUACGCUUUAUCAUGUAUUUGGUGCUCUACGUCGUAGCAAUUGCGGUUUUCUUCAACGUUCGAUGGGGUAACGGUGUCAUCCAGGGCGACAAUCACUUUGAGCUGUGGCCACUUCAGCGCGCCUUUGAGCUUGCAAUGUUUUGCUUGUCGAUUGUUGUGGUGCAUGGUUUUGUAUUGUACGAAUACGUGAUGUUCCGUCGCCGUUACGCAGUCACUGAGCCGGCACCAAUUUAUGCACCAGAAACUCCCGUAUCAAACAUUGCUGCUUUUGGAGGCGAUGUCCACACUGUCGGAGAUCUUCUUGACAAUUUCAACGUCGUGAUGGGCAAGCGCCCCGACAUGCAUUCUCUUUUGCAGCAGACACUGGAGGUCCACAAGAUGGACGAUAGCUCUGCGAGUUUUUUGCUACCUGUGAUUGGUGUCAUGGUAUCUGGUCCAAAAGCAUUAAAAAUGGCGACAAAUGAGGCCGUUUAUGCACUAAGUGGGGGGUAA
Molecule: messenger RNA, 2352 nt
Organism: Peronospora belbahrii
Lineage: Eukaryota; Oomycota; Peronosporomycetes; Peronosporales; Peronosporaceae
Source: the annotation of a GenBank genome assembly